AUGGCAGUCGCAUCCGAUCAUUUGGGGCCAGAUACCUUUGAGGCACAGGAUGACACGGGUGCUGCACAUGAUGAUGAUAUUUCUUUAGGUUCGGAGGACAGUGAAUACGAUAGUAGUGAAGAAGACGAUGAUGAUGAAGACACCGGGGAAGAAGAACGGGAGGGUAAUGGUGUAGAGGCCCAAGUAGAGCAGGAAAAUGAUGCCGGCGAUGGUGGCAACGCAAUUGAUGAGGAAAGAGGUGGAGAUGAGGAGUCUACGGAUGGAUCAAUGGGUAUGGAUGAUAAUAAUGAUGAUCAACGAUUUAGUUAUACCGCCGAGGAGUUGCGCAUGUUGAAGUUAGCCCACAUUGAAGUCCCUGCGGUAUCAAAUGCUAAGGAUCUUAGCAGGAUUGAUAGAGCCAUUUGUGACUCAACUAUUUUUGGAACCGGUUGCUUUGUAAUUCAACUUACAUCGGAUUUACUAAAAUCCGGUGUCAACAAUUUGGUUAAGGAUGGUGGGUCAUUGCUGCUCAUUGGUCCACCGGGGGUAGGGAAGACUACUGUCAUAAGAGAAAUAGCCCGAAUGCUGGCUGAUGAUUACAAGAAGCGUGUGAUGAUUGUUGACACAUCUAAUGAGAUUGGUGGGGAUGGUGAUAUUCCUCACCCAGGAAUAGGCAAUGCCCGUAGGCUGCAAGUGCCUAACCAAGACGUGCAGCAUAAGGUGCUUAUAGAAGCCGUAGAAAACCGUAUGCCUCAGGCAAUUGUUAUUGAUGAAAUUGGAACUAAAUUAGAGGCCAUGGCUGCUAGCACCAUUGCACAGAGGGGGAUACAGCUUGUUGCAACUGCCCAUGGCGUAACAAUAGAGAAUCUGAUCAUGAAUCCAUCACUAGAUAUGCUUGUGGGAGGAAUACAGAGUGUCACACUUGGUGAUGAAGAAGCUAACCGGAGAGGGGUUCAGAAAACUGUUCUAGAGCGCAAGGGCCCAGCAACAUUUACAUGUGCUGCAGAGAUCGUCUCCAAAACUGAGUUACGUGUCCAUCGGAGUUUGGAAGCCACAGUAGAUGCUCUACUUGCAGGCAAGCUGCCUAAUGUUGAAAUUCGGAAGUUGGGUACAAAAGGAUUGGUGCAGGAAGUUUCUGUGCAAAAGGAACAAUCACAUAUUGCUAUUUAUGAAGAUGCAACUCCAUUUGACGGUGAUUCUCUAAGGAAUGCCAGAAGAAGCUUGGACUCUGCAUUUAAUCUUGAUUCUGCCGAAAGACAUACAGAGAGGUCAGAUGAAGCUGAGUCAAGAUUGAAUCUAUAUGCUUAUGGGAUCUCCGAGUCGACUGCCUUGCAAGCCAUUAAACAGCUGGAGUUGGAGGACAUUGUUACUUUAACUUACAAUAUCAGUGAAGCUGAUGCAGUGAUUGCGUUACAUUCGAAGCUCAAGAAGAAUUCUCAGAUUCAGGCUGUGGUGAAAUCUCAAGAUAUACCAGUUUUCUUCGUGAAGACAAACUCCCUGUCCCAAAUCACUAGGGCGCUUCGCGCCCUCAUUGACGAUCACAUGGACGAGCUGAUAGAUUAUGACGAUAAGGAAGAAGCAAGAUCAUCCGAGGAAACUGAUGCUCUGGAGGAGGCGAGGCUGGCGAUCGAGCAAGUAGUGAUCCCCAAGGGCGGGAGCGUGCAGCUGUUGCCGAGACCAGCAAGCAUCACCUCCUCCCAAGUGGAUCUCGUUGAGAGCUUCAGCCUCAAGGUCGUGGGCCAGGAGCCGAACUCCCACGUGAGGAUCCUCCCACACUUCACGGCCGCGAAAGCCAUCGGCGCCGAGCAAGAAACCGACGCCACCGGGCUCGCAGAUCCUGGGAGCCCCGACGACCCGGAUCAUACCCACCAGGACGGCAUCACCAGGCUACCUUUCCUCCCCGAGUAGAGCAAUCCAUUACGGUUCGUUGGCUGGCUCUUUCCGUUUCACCUGGCUGUAUAUUCACCCCCUCAUUUCGGUGCAACUUCCAUCAGAAAGCACUUUGUGUUCAGAUCGAAAAAAGAAAGCACUUUGUGUUUACGAAAGCAGUAGAUAAAGAGUGCUGCUCUACGCGUA
This is a messenger RNA of Panicum virgatum (switchgrass), 2055 nucleotides long. Its product is annotated as protein SEEDLING PLASTID DEVELOPMENT 1-like. The coding region runs from base 1 to 1887 and encodes 628 amino acids. Lineage: Eukaryota; Viridiplantae; Streptophyta; Magnoliopsida; Poales; Poaceae. The record is from RefSeq and is a predicted model, not a curated record. The transcript is spliced from 11 exons. Gene Ontology annotation, molecular function: ATP hydrolysis activity.